AAUUAUUUCAUGACACUCGCGAGUGUUUGUUUGUGAUUGUUUGAAAAGUUGUUGGAUUUGGAAAAUUAUUUGCUUCGUAUAGCUGGCGCAAAAAAAAAGCCUACCGCAGCUAAAUAAAAUCUUCUAAAAUCUACGCCAGCACCACCGUUUGCGCGUUUGUCAGCCGCUUUCGAAAUGGGUCCCACCAAAAUGACACCGGAGGACCAGCAGUUCAACAUCAACUUUGUCGCCGAAGUGGAGAAGCACCCGUGCCUGUUCGAUAGCAACAGCACGGAGUACAAACAGGCCCAGGUUCAGGAUAAGGCUUGGGUUGCGGUUUCCGCGAGCGUCGGCGAGGGCGUUGAUUUGUGCAAAAAGCGCUGGAGGAACCUGAGAUGUUGCAUGACGCGGUACUUGAAGUCGGUUCGGGACAAUAUCGAUAGCGCGGCUAACCUGAGGAGGAAACCGUACUAUUUGUACAAUCAUAUGCAAUUUGUUGUACCUUACUUGAAGAUGAAAGAUGGUGAUACUGCUACGUAUGAAUCGGAGGACUCGGCAUGGAUCAAGAAUAACAAUAGCGGCGAUAUGGGGGAUAUGCUUAAGCCAGAGGAAGAGGUCGAGGAGGAAGAGGAUCACGAAAUUGAAACAAUUGACGUUCAGGAAGAAGAUCACCAACAGAUCAAGCAAAGUAUAAUCCAGUCGAUUAAGAUACUUCCUAUGGGCCAGGAAAGCCAGACCCAGGAGACGACCACCACGUAUGAAAUCAUCGAAGCAACUCCUUCCAAACAAGCGCGUCUUGAAGCCGUGCAUGUCACGCCGGAGUCCACUUCCAAGUCACAGUCACAGCACCAGUCUACGCCGCAUAUAAUCAAGACGAAAGCGGACGGCAACGUCAAGCACUACACCUACGCAACAGUAACGGCGGCCCCGCAAACGACUGCAAGCACCAUGUACACUUCUACUCCCACAAUCACGGGUCAGUACACGCUACAGCAAGCGCCCAGCUCCAGCUCCAAUCAUCAGCGGCAACAGUCGUUGUCGUCUUCGGUGCAGCAGCAGCAGCUAGCCGCCAAUGCCGCGGCCGAUGCGGACAACAACUUCUUCAAGAGUCUCAUUCCCGACAUCCAGUCGAUGAGCAUGGACCAGAAGCGGAAGCUGAAGAUUGGCAUUCUGCGGCUGAUCGACGAGAUACUGAGCACAACGUAAAAUGCGGGCGGCUUCGGGAUGAGGCCGGCGCGCUGAGAUUCGCGUAUUGUACAAUGAUGUCAUGUUGGAGCGUCGUUAGUUUAGUAGUGCUUCUUGGCUCUUCUUUUUUUUUCUCUUCUGAGAAUAGGUAUGAUUUUCGUUGUAGUUUGCGUCAAUUUUUAUUUUUUUUUCUUAUUAACUAGUAGGUACUAAAAAGUUUAGUAGAAGUAGCAAUUUUCUGCCGCAAAAUAUUUUCCUUUUCAAAA
This is a messenger RNA of Ochlerotatus camptorhynchus, 1430 nucleotides long. RefSeq lists its product as uncharacterized. Gene Ontology annotation, molecular function: DNA binding. The record is from RefSeq and is a predicted model, not a curated record. The coding region runs from base 175 to 1185 and encodes 336 amino acids. NCBI's taxonomy places the organism in Eukaryota, Metazoa, Arthropoda, Insecta, Diptera, Culicidae. Gene Ontology annotation, cellular component: nucleus; transcription regulator complex. Gene Ontology annotation, biological process: regulation of transcription by RNA polymerase II. The transcript has a single exon.